Molecule: messenger RNA, 1815 nt
Organism: Parathielavia appendiculata
Lineage: Eukaryota; Fungi; Ascomycota; Sordariomycetes; Sordariales; Chaetomiaceae
Product: Zip-domain-containing protein
Exons: 8
Coding region: 1-1815 (604 amino acids)
Biological process (GO): zinc ion transmembrane transport
Cellular component (GO): plasma membrane
Molecular function (GO): zinc ion transmembrane transporter activity
Source: RefSeq, a predicted model, not a curated record
AUGGUUCGGUUGUCUUCUGCUCUCAGGAAGUCUGCCCUCUGCGGGCUCCUCGCCGCCUCCUGCGGCCAAGCCAUCUCUCCGGCGCCUCGGACGCUUCGCCAACGUGCGCCGCACGUGGUUACCGCUGUUUCGGAACCUAGUCCAACCACCAUCACUGUUGUGUCUGAGUGCCAUCUUCACGGGACGGUGCAAUACUGCCAGGCAGGGACAACCGAGUUCAGCGUAUCGGGCACCGCCACCGCUUCAUCCUACACCGACUGCCACAAGCAUGGAGCCGACACAUACUGUAUGGCGCCAACGGGCGAAGUGCAAAUCAUUGCCGUUCAGGCCUCUUCCGGGACCGUCACAUCAACCCCUACUCAGAUUCCUGACGUCUCCUCGACCAUUACCGCCGUAUCCGAAUGCCACCUCCAUGGCUCCGCCCUCUACUGUAUGGCUGGCACGGCCGAGUACGAGGUACACACGACCGUGACCGCAACCCAAGACAUCCCAGCCGCCUUCACAGCGUGCCACAGCCAUGGAUCAGAGACGUUCUGUGUCGCGCCUAACGGGGAGGACGUAGAGAUCCACGCAGCCGGAGAGGAGGAGGAGGAGACUACCGACGAGCACGCCUCUGCCGGCCUGAACUGCCACUUCCACGCCGGUGUAGAGCACUGUACUGGCAGCUCCGAGAGCGAGUCCAGCCAAGUGAGCUGCGCCCGCAUCGAGAGAGACUACAACGUCCGUCUCCGCAUCGGCCUCCUGUUCGUCAUGCUGGCGACCAGCGCAAUCGGCGUCUUUACCCCGAUCCUCGUGGCCUCCUUCAUCUCUCCCAAACACGCCGUGUUUACCGUCCUGAGGCAGUUCGGCACGGGCGUCAUCAUUUCGACUGCCUUCGUCCAUCUCUUUACGCACGCCGGCCUCAUGUUCCAAAAUGAGUGUCUUGGUGAGCUCGCGUACGAGUCCACGGCCGCCGCCAUCCUCAUGGCCGGCCUGUUCCUGUCGUUCCUCGUCGAGUACGCCGGCAACCGCUUUAUCCAGUGGCACGAAUCCAAGGCCCGAUCCGACAGCGUCGAGUCGGCCGGGCACGCGCCCGCCGCCAAGACGGACAUGGUGAACAUUGGUGUCCUCGAAGCCGGCGUCAUCUUCCAUUCUCUGCUCAUCGGCCUCACUCUCGUCGUGGCUGGCGACGCCUUCUUCCUGACCCUCUUCGCCGUCAUCGUCUUCCAUCAAAUGUUCGAAGGCCUGGCCCUAGGCACCCGCAUCGCCGCUCUUGGCCGGCCCUGCCCGACCUCAACCUCCCCAACCGCCGGCCACGGCGGCCACAACCACGUCCACGGCCACGAGCACUACCACGACCAUACCGCCGACGCAAACCCCCCCGGCGCCGCUGCCACUACUGAGCCCAAAUUUAACCCUUCUUCAGUAACUGACGAGUCUAACAGCACGCACACCCUUACCCCUACUACCAACGCCGCCGCCGCCGCCUCGCACGAUGCUAGCAGUGGUGGUGGUGGUAGUGGUGGUGGUGUGUCGAUGCGCCAGAAGGUAUUCCUCGCCGCGGCCUUUGCCGUCGUCACGCCGCUGGGGAUGGGCAUCGGGAUCGGGGUGCUGCACAACUUCAACGGCAACGACCCGGCCACUGUCAUCGCGAUCGGCACGCUCGACGCGCUGUCGGCGGGUAUUCUGGUGUGGGUGGGCGUGGUCGAGAUGUGGGCGCACGACUGGAUGCUGGGCGGCGAGAUGACGAGGGCGAGUCCCGUGAGGACGGCGGUGGGGAUGGUUGCGCUUUUGGUGGGCAUGGCGUUGAUGAGUUUGUUGGGGAAGUGGGCUUGA